AUGCCCGUAACGAUCAGCCCAAGCAAGCUGAGAUCCAAGUUCGACAUCAAAGCUCUUCUCUGCAAACAUGGUGUAACAAAUCUACGCAGAAGGAAGACGAUAAGAGAAGUCGAGGACGACCCGCCCCCGCUCCCACCCAAGGACGAGACGAAAGCACGUCGUCGCUACAUCGAGAGCUGGCAGCAGCUCUAUACAGCCUUCGAGAUAUCUCAGCUCGCCCGCGCACCUUCACCAGACUCACUCGCGUCCACUUCACACGAAGGUGCGCCCAAGGGCCUCCACCCGUCACAGUCACCACAGUCGACUGCGGUCUUCCUCACGCGACAAUUGCGGCCUUCCCAAUCUAAUCUCACAGCAAACAACCCGGGAUCCGGACUUCAACGGGAAACCCCAGUGUCACUCUCGUCGCGUGCAGGCGUGCGUGGCCAAGCACAUGCAUACCCGCACGCCCAAGCACCUCCCACGCCCCCGCAUACCCAACCUGCUCCCUCGCGCAUCCCGAUGGCAACCCAUCGCCUACCCCUCGCCCGCGGGCGUGUUCCCGAGCGGCGCAUCGCGUCAACCCCUGAUGAAAUUGAGCUUCGCCGCCGUGAGGCGCUGAAAGCGAAGGAACGGGAGGAGGAGCAGGCGCGGCACGAGGAAGCCCAACGGCAAGCUCGACUGAAACAGCAGAAAGAAGAGGUGCUGCGCCGCUACGCAGAGGAGGAGCGGCUUCGCAAGGCGGCACUCGAGCAACAAUUACGCAGGGUUGCAGAAGAACGCAAACGUAAGGAGGAAGCUGAGCGUGAAGCCGAGGACCUCAUCCGCCUGAGCAUCGCGGAGCGGAGGAGGGCUGAGCGAGAACGGCGUGUUGAGGAGACCCGCAAGCUGCAAGCAUGGCGCAACGAACAGACGAAGCGGGCGCAGGAGAUGUCAGGUAAGAGAGAGGAGAUGCGCAGGCGCGUCUUGGGGGAGAGGCGGGCUUUGGCCCAACGGCUCAAGGCAACCGUCAGGUCGGAGGGUGGGAGGCAAGUGCACAUGUCAGGCUGGGUCACUGUACAAGCCGGUCAGGGUACAGUGUGGAAGCGACGCUACUAUCAGCUUGAUGAUGAUGCGCUCAUAUUAUUUAAGAAUCCAGAGGAGCUGUCACUACCCCUCGAAACCGUUGCAUUGGCUACGAUCCGACAUAUCAGAGAAUGGCAAGAGGGCUAUGAAGAGCUUGAGGGGGUAUCGCAUUCUUUCGCUGUCGAGUUCGGCGACGGGCGUGAGGCCUGGUCAAUGUUUGCGGACUCCGCCCAAGACAAGGAAUACCUUGUGGCGCUUCUCAGCCAGAACGCGUCUAUGUGA
Postia placenta MAD-698-R-SB12 is the source of this 1326-nucleotide messenger RNA. RefSeq lists its product as hypothetical. Lineage: Eukaryota; Fungi; Basidiomycota; Agaricomycetes; Polyporales; Adustoporiaceae. The record is from RefSeq and is a predicted model, not a curated record. The transcript has 3 exons. Bases 1 to 1326 code for a protein of 441 amino acids.